UAUAUUUCCCUUUCUUUUAAGUACUAUUCGUGCAAAAAGGUUUUUUAAAAUCGUUUUUUUAACAGAUAAUUUCAGAGCCAUGCACUUCAAAGCGGAAUCAGAAGGGAAAUGCUGCUUGAUUUCUAGAAACGUUACAAAACUCGCUGGUAAUCAGUGAUGUGUUGUGAGUGUGGUGGAGUCCUUCAUGUUCUGGGACUGAUUAUGAUUUUUUAUCCCCUUUCAAUGGGACACGAAUAUCGUCAGCAUCACAAAGAAAGCAUAGCAGAGAACGUACUGUUUUUUUGCGCCAACUGGAAGAUUUUGGUGUCUCUCAACCAAUUUUGACAGUUUUUCAGAGCUUUUAUCGAGAGCGUUCUGACGGCCGCUUUAGCUGUUUGGUUCGGCAACACCUCUACUCAGCUCUAAAAGUGCAGUGUGUUGUUAGCUCUGUGGAGAAGGUCAUUGACUGUUCUCUGCCCUCCAUGGAUAAUUUAUUCAAUUCCAGAGCAAAGAAACAGGCAGGAAAGAUCACAGAAGACAACUUCCACCUAGGUUACGCCCUGUUCCAUAAACGUCCUUUAGAAUGACACUACUGGUCUAUUAAAACCAGAAUCACCUGGUACUUGAACAACUUCUUUACUAGGGCUGUUAUUUUGCUAAUCCAGAAUUUCUAGUUAUGAGUGCACUGCCUUAAUGAGGUCUAUUGUCUGGUUUGCGUGUGGUAUGUGCAGAAAGCUUUUGCAGCACCAAGUGUACCAGAUUAAUGUCCUUCUUCGUGAAACAGACUGGGCAAAUAAAGGAGAAUCCGAUUCUGAAUUCAGAAACUGGCACGUGGUUUCAUUGGUCGUGACCUUCAAAACUGUUUUUUUAUAAACGUUUUAGAGAUGCCGAGGUGCGGUGUGUUUCUGAGGCGGUUGCUAUGGGGUCUCAAGGGACCCUCUGGUUUGAGGUACAGUACCAGUACCAGGCUAAGACUGAGACAACAUAUAUUGCCAAAUCUGCAACAGCAGCAUGGCUCUCAGAUAUAACAAGAACGCCAGGUGCAUAGUUCACUUUGGUCUUUUGAAGCAGACCACUGCAGUGUAAGUAGUAAGUAAUAAAAUAAUUUGCCUUGGCUACCUACAGUAGCUUAAAGCUGGGAAAAUCACUAGAAGAGAUGUGCAAAUUAUUUUAACUUUUUAAUUCAUUUUUUAUAUUGGCUUUUGGUCAGUUUCUUGCUUUCCAUCCAUGCAUCCUUGAGUGGGAUGAUUCAGUUCUUACGUAGCUGGUGCCACAUUUUCCUGGAUCUCUGGUAUAGUAUAGUAACUUCAGUGUGUCCCCAGUUUUUUACGUUACUGUCAAUUUCCAUCCGUUCUGGAAAAUGAACAUAUUGGUUGAAGACUCUCUGCAGGAGGCAAUAUGUCAAGCAUCUCGCGGACGGUGAUGAUGAAGAUAAGCCGGAAGGUGGGACUGGAGGCGGAGUCUUCGGAGUUCACGCUCGGGGGAGAGAAGUUCCGGAUCCUGGGGGGAUCCGUCCACUACUUCCGCGUGCCGAGAGCCUAUUGGAGGGAUCGCAUGAAGAAGAUGAAGGCCUGUGGCCUGAACACUCUCACCACGUAUGUGCCUUGGAAUCUACAUGAACCAGAGAGAGGGCGCUUUGAUUUCAAAGACCAGCUGGAUUUAGAGGCCUUCAUUAAUCUGGCAGCAGAUGUGGGACUGUGGGUGAUUCUGAGGCCCGGGCCCUACAUUUGCUCAGAGUGGGAUCUCGGCGGACUGCCAAGCUGGCUUCUCCGCGAUAAAGACAUGCGGCUCAGGACGACCUACGAGGGCUUCACCGAGGCUGUGGAUGCCUACUUUGACAGACUCAUUCCGAUAGUGGCGCCCCUUCAGUUCAAGAAAGGGGGCCCAAUCAUCGCGUUCCAGGUGGAGAAUGAAUACGGGUCUUAUGCUAUGGAUGAAGAAUACAUGCCCUACAUGAAAAAGAGUCUGCUGUCCAGGGAGAUAGAUGAGCUGCUGAUGACUUCAGACAACAAAGAGGGGUUUAAUCAAGGAGGAGUGGAAGGAGCUUUGGCUACCAUCAACCUUCAGAAACUGAAACCUGAACAUCUAAAUCUUCUAGAAGCUACACAGCCCCAGAAACCCAAGAUGGUCAUGGAAUAUUGGACUGGGUGGUUCGAUUCCUGGGGAGAUCUUCAUCACGUUUUCCCCACAGAGGACAUGGCUGCCACAGUGACAGAAAUCCUCAAGAAGCACAUGUCCAUCAACCUCUACAUGUUCCAUGGCGGAACCAACUUUGGUUUCAUGAGCGGAGCCCUGGAGUUCGGCACCUACAAGCCAGAUGUUGUCAGCUAUGAUUAUGAUGCCCCUUUGUCUGAAGCAGGAGACUACACUGAGAAGUACCAUCUGCUGCGGAAUAUAUUCAGCCAGUACCACACUGAGAAGCUUCCUUUGGUGCCUGCGCUGUCCAGGAAAGCUGUCUACGAAACGUCAAUAAUGUAUCACUACAUAUCUAUGUGGGAGGCCCUGCAGUUUACGGAAGAGCCCUUCAAGUCAGAGAGGCCGGUGAACAUGGAAAACCUGCCGGUGAACAAUGGCAACGGGCAGUCCUACGGAUACACUCUGUAUGAGACCACCAUCACCAGCGGUGGGACCCUGCACUCCAACAACAGCGUCCGCGACAGAGCCCUGGUGUUUGUAGAUCAGCACUUCAUUGGAAUUCUGAAAUCCAAGACUCUGGAACUGGCCGUGCCCGAGGGAAAGGGAGACCGAAAGCUGAGUCUGCUUGUGGAGAACUGUGGGAGAGUGAAUUAUGGGAAGCAUUUAGAUGACCAGCGGAAAGGUCUGGUUGGUGACAUUCUGUUGAACAAUAUCCCUCUAAAAAAGUUUUUUAUAUACAGCCUGGACAUGAAGCCCAGCUUUAUAGAUCGUCUCAGUGGAAAAAACUGGAAGCUUGUUCCGGAAAAGCCGACGUUUCCGGGAUUCUUCCAAGGGAGACUGUUUGUGGACGGUUACCCGCGGGACACGUUUGUCAAGUUGCCGGGUUGGACAAAAGGAGUAGUAUUUAUCAAUGGGCAGAAUCUUGGACGCUAUUGGUCCAUUGGUCCACAACAAACCCUCUACCUCCCAGGACCCUGGCUUAACAGUGGGAUGAAUCAGAUCAUUGUUUUUGAAGAACAGGAAGCAGAGAGAAAGAUCCAGUUAGUGGACACUCCCGAUCUUGGGAUGGCUGUAGACAUUGAGUGAUGGAGAAAGAUCAAGCUGGUUUAUUUUUCAAAAUGCCGUGUACUGUCCUGUAGCUUCUCUAGACUGGAUGCCCCAUUGAAUGUUCUUUUUUUUACAAUUUCAGAAAAACGCAUGACUUUUUCAGUAAUCAAACCAACUUGUGGUCAUGAUUGAUAUAUGCAACCUAGAAGAUUGUUACCCAAUCUACCUUGUCAUUAAGACCUUUUUGUUUGGGAAUUUGUACAUGCACUUGCAUGUCUUACAUUUGGUACUUAUUUGUAUUCCUGAUUUUUGUUGGUCCUUCUGCAAGGACCUCCUGUGUGCAGGUAUUGGUGAUCAUUAUUUUUACUCUUGACUGCUAGCAGAUCCCAAAUUCCUAACAUUAAAAUGCUGGGUUUCCUUUAGCAUUUGUAUGUAUCCUGAGAGGCAUGAACAACAGAGCAAAUGCUAUUACAGUAGUUCAUAUGUUGCAUUUUUAAUACCUCUCAGUGUAUAUGUAAAUAUGCAGUCCUCAUAUGUUUAUAUUUCUUCAUAAAAUGGGAUCAUCAUUGAAAACGUGUAUUUCAGAAAACAUUUGAAUGAAAAUUGUUUGAAAAUGUGGGGUCAAAAACCAUUUUGAUUGUAUUUUGUCAGGUGGCCUUUUUGUACAGGUUUUAUUUAUGUAAUUAUUUAAUGCUUUUUAUCCUCCUGAAAAAUAAGAAUAUUUUGCUACUUCUAAUAUUCCACAGAUUGAAGUUAUUCGAUGUGUAUAUAAUAAUUUGCUGUAAAACGCCAGCCUUCUUAAAUUUGAAACUUCUAUCUUUUAAAGUUUUUUUUUUAAUGAAAAUCUCUGCAUCACUGAGAAAUGACACAAUACAAGCGUCAUGGCCAUAUUCUUAGCUUAUACUAUUCUCACUAGAUUAAUUGUUGUGUACAAAUUCAGGUUGUUAAAUAAUGUGGGCAAAAUGAACUUCUUUUGUGCUUGUCACAUUGUUGGUUUUCUGUAUAGGGCUUUAUUAAAACAAUUGUUAACACUAAAGUACAACUAAGUGACUCAAAGCUAUUGUUUUCAUCGAAGGUCUGGCAAAUGUUUCAACCUAUAACCUUUGAGAACACUGCCUGGAAAAAAAAAACAGUGAACAAAUAAAAAUGUUUUAUAGGGAUAUUGGUUGUAUACUGUGUCUGUAUCUUUCCCUUUUUUAAUACCCACAUCCUUAAAAAUCACACGAUGAGCAAGCAAAAUAUAUUUUUUUUAUUCUGUUUAUUCUGUACAUUCUAAUUAAUGCGACAUUUUAAUGCUAACAAAUUUGAUGUUAUUCCUUUCCUUAGUUCAACAUUCUGAAAGAACAGUUGAAGGAACAAUUUAAAUUUCCUUCCGGUUUGUUUCAGAAACUGGGCAAAAAGUUUCCUGAACUGCCUAGAAAGCACCCUUGCUUCAAAACUAAGAAGAUGUGAAAGACUGACAGGCGAAAAUAAUUGACAUACUCAGUAUGCACUUACUAUUUAGACAAUCUUUUGCUUAUAUCACAAUUUCAGUUAAACCAGGGAAUUUAAUUGAAACUCCUUAAUUGGCUCACCUUCUGAACUAUAUAGACAAAGAAACAUUUAUUUUUCGGCAACUCAUGAACAGAACGCAGUAAUUGAAUUACGUUUCCACCUUAAUACUGAUUGAAAGCCUUUUUUUGGUAUUAAACAGCUAAUUCUAUGGAUUGCAGUUUUCGUCUUUUUCAAACUGUAAAAAAAAUGAAUGCCAAACUAAAGAAGGAGGGCAAACCGGUAUUUUUCUAGGUUUUAUUUCUUUCAGUUUUGAUAUUUCAGUUCUUCUUACUAACAUGGAAUUGUGGAGGGAAAUGAACAACCUUUAGUCUAAUAACAUGCAGAAAGUGCUUCUUGUAACCCCCAUCAUGGAUGAAAAUGACAACCAAUAUACCAAACAAUGAAAUGUACUUACUAUAGCAAAGACCUAAAAGGUGGGGGUUUCACAUGAAAAAGGAUUAAAAAGUGCCAUGGGAUUAAAACCAGCUGUAAUCGCGAAUGACCAGAAACGUAGCAGACGAGCAAACAAA
Molecule: messenger RNA, 5225 nt
Organism: Lepisosteus oculatus (spotted gar)
Lineage: Eukaryota; Metazoa; Chordata; Actinopteri; Semionotiformes; Lepisosteidae
Product: beta-galactosidase-1-like protein 2
Biological process (GO): carbohydrate metabolic process
Cellular component (GO): vacuole
Molecular function (GO): beta-galactosidase activity
Source: RefSeq, a predicted model, not a curated record